ACGCCUCGCGGUCACGUGACUCUGUGCGAUCAGGGCUCUCCGCCGCUCCUCGGGCCAGAGCGCGAGGCGAGCGAUGCUGAUGAGGCUGAGAUGAGAGAUGCGAUCUUAUAGCCGCUCCUCCGGCGCGCCGAGACAAAAGUUAUGGCCCAGUCAUCCUGGGGAGACGAGAAGACAAGAAGGUCCUACAGCCCUUCAUCUCCGACAAGUCCCGCACUCCUGACGCUCUCAGAGAGGCGCACGCGCAGGCACGGCGCGAGACGUCCCCUCAGACCAUCUGUCAGGUCCGAGUGACUGAAACCUGGCUCAGAGGAGACGGGGGGAGAACUCGCAGUUUGCAUCUGUCUGAACACCCCCCUCCCUCCUCCCCCCACCGGCACUGUUGAAUUGAGCAAAGAGGCGCAAUGCAUCAGUCCUGCCAAGUGGAGAGAAGUGUCCCACAGCAAGGCACGGUUUAAAGCUGAUCUGGAUGCAGCCAUAGUUCCAAGUGCUCUUCACCCGCCCUGAGAAUGUCACUCAGAAAAUAAGACUUCUGAGUUCUCUCCGCCCCCUCAGUGCCUCCAGGCAUACCAUAAAGACAGCACUUCAGUGAAACAGAGGCCGUCAUGAAUCUGUUCAGGAAAGAUGCCAUGAGCACAAAGAAGGACAAGGAGAAAGAAAUCCAGUAUGAGGACCCUCCAGAUGGAGGGUGGGGCUGGAUGGUGGUGCUGCAUUGUUUCCUGGUGAAUGUCCUUGUGAUGGGAACACUAAAAAGUUUUGGUAUCUUCUUUGUGGCGUUUCAAGAUGAGUUUGGAGGUUCAUCAGAAAGCAUCAGCUGGAUAGGUUCAAUCAUGUCCAGUCUACGUCUGUCUGGAGCACCCAUUGCCUCUGUGGCCUGUGCCAAGCUGGGAGCAAGAGUAACGUCAAUCACAGGGGCUGUGCUGGUUAGCGGGGGCUUUAUUAUGAGCAUUUUUGCCAGCAGCGUGGUUUUCCUCUACAUUAGCAUGGGACUGAUAGUCGGAAUGGGUUUUGCUCUGCUGUACCAGUCUUUCUCAGUGAUAACAGCAUUGUACUUCAGGAAAAGACUGGCGACAGCGUAUGCAAUAGGGCGUUCAGGAAUGGGUUUGACCUUUGCCCUCGCUCCAUUCACUCAGCUGCUUCUGGAUCAGUACGCUUGGCAAGGAGCGAUGCUGAUUCUCGGAGGUCUCAUGCUGAACCUAGUGGCUUCCGGGAUGCUUCUGCGACCCAUCAAUGUGAAGCCAUCUGGUUCGAACCGUAACUCUUCAGCCAUCCAAAAGAGCCCUGCUGUUUCCAUCAAGAGUUCUCCAGAGAAGGAAUACUCAAAGAGCUGCUUGAACGGUUCUACCCCUUUAUCCAAUGGAUUCUCCAAAUCAGACCCUCUCCCACCCUCUCCCCCACCUCACAGGGACACUGAGAGCCUAACAGGUGAAUGUAUUCAAGGACAGGCACCGAACCCUGAACUGACCAGACUGGUUCUGAACGGUGUAAACAGCCAUGAGCUUCUCCAUGACUCAGGCCAGUGUAAGCCGUCAACUCCCAACAGCCCAGCAGAGCUGAACGGGAGCAUGAACGGGUCCACCACGGUUGGAUUUUCUUCACAAGCCAGCCUGCCGAGUGAGGUGACUGUCAGAAAAGCCAAAGUCUUGGAUUUUUCUUUGCUGAAGAACCCCUUCUUUUGCAUCUACACUUGGUCGUUGGUCUUCAGUCAGCUGGCUUACUUCAUCCCCUACUUCCACCUGUCUGCCAGGGCCAGAACUCUGGGCAUCGAUGCUAUGGAUGCUUCUUUUAUCAUCUCUGUGGCAGGUAUCACAGAGACCAUCGCCCAGUUGGCCUCAGGGUGGGUAACAGACCGGAACCUGCUCCAUAAAUAUCACUAUCACAAAGCCUACCUGAUCCUUUGUGGUUUGGUCAACCUGCUGUCCCCUCUGGCCACAUCCUACAUGCUGCUGAUGGUGUACGCUGUCUUCUUUGCUAUCUUCUGUGGUGGAUACAUGGCUCUGCUGCUACCUGUUCUGGUUGAUCUCGUCGGCUCUGAGAAACUCAAUAACUCUAUGGGCUUCUCCAUGUUCUUUGUGGGCUUGGGCUGCCUCACGGGGCCUCCUUUGGCAGGGUUCCUGUAUGACUACACGCAGACUUAUGACUGCUCCUUCUACCUGGCGGGCCUCUGCUAUCUACUGUCCUCCCUCUCUCUGUUCAUGGAGCCGCUCGCUCAGCGCUGGCAGCUCAGGAGAAAACUGCCCCAGAACAAGAAGGCCGAGAGCAGCUGUAGGAUUAACGGCUGCUUCACUCCUGACCACCUACAGAACGGUGCUGUGUAGGAAUGAAAUCUGGGGGUGGGGUGUUGAUCUUGAGCUAACAUGCUCAUGAUCGCAGGCCCUCAGACCUUGGACCCUGGACUCAAACCUGAAGUGGGGACCUUGGUCAUUGUUUCAACAAGCAAUACAGUGACACAAGAUUGUGGUCUGAACGUUCAAAUAAGCCAAAAUACUUUGACUCUUUAUUUUCUUAUUGACAUACAACUGAAGGUGUUCACUACAAAGGUAAUUUAUUGCAGGGAAAAAAACAUCUCUGAGUAAGACAACAAAACUGCACCAACUCUGCGUUGUGUUUGAAGAAUCGAUAAUGUGCGGUUGUUGUCAAAGUUUUAUCUUCAGCCAGUUCUAUGAGGACAAUAACAGAAGGAGGGGGCGUGUCCUGAGGAGCCUUCAGCUGUGUGUGUGAACCUGUAAGCACUGUUGUGCAUUUUGGGCCAAGUCACUGUUAUGUUGGGUGACAGUUCCUCUGACCUUUAACUGGCAGGUAAUCAAAUUACUGAGCAAAUAUAUCACUGCAGCCGGCUCCCAUGUCACAAUAUGUCAUCUUGUAAAUGAAGCCAAAAAAUCAGGUUUUCCCUGUAGUUUAACAGUAACUGGAUUCUGUUGAAUUGUUGAAGGCAUGUCAACACUGAACUCUCUGAUCUUUGAAUAUUUAGAGUUUUCUUAGCAAUACUGUUUUAUCCAGCAGAAUCUCAUCCAGGUUUAACGUUCAGAACCUUCAAUUUCUGGCUCAGAAUUUUGGAAAACCGUCAUUAUGGUUUUGAUUUUGGUAUUUCAUGAUCCAAUUGAGAUCAAUUUUCUGUUCCUCUAAACCCCAUCUUUCUUACUUGUUGCUAUUUGCUCACUUUUUUUUCACCAACUUCAGAUUUUAUUUUUUAAAGUCCAGAAGUUAUAAUUGGCAACUUUUUUGCCCUUGAAGUUGAGCUCAGAUAUAAGCUGUUUACGACACCUCCACAUACUCUGACUUGAUGUUUUUACACUCACACGAGCCUUUCGUAUAUCCACUGCUGACAUUCCUGCUUUCAGCUCUUAUUUUUAAACCGACACUGAAACUCCCUCAACAUAUAGAAGUCAGCAAGAGCACCCGACACUUUCACCAGUUUUACUCCAUAAAUAGCGUUCGAGCCACAAUAAACUCAUCUGUCACCACUAGGGUUGGGCAAUAUUGACAAACAUCACAAUUAACUGUGACGUUUAGCCAAAAACAAUUAAUAUGAUGAUUAAUAGAUGACAAUUGCACUUGCAUGUGGCUGAUGCAGUUCUGGUUCAUAUUUUCUGGCUUUCCUUGUGGUUUAUGUUGGUGUUUCAGGGGAUUAAAUAGGUUCGUUAGGGUUAGCAUUAGCUGCUUCACGCCACCUUCCACUAUUGGGCUCACAGGCCUGACAGUGAUGGUGUUUUAUAUACAAAAAUACAUCAUCACAAAGCACUAAUUGCAAAGUGGCAAAUAUUAAUUGACAGUUUUACUGAUGAUAAAGUGCACAGAAUACGGUUUUGCCCAAACCUAGUCACUACUCAUUGUUGUUUUUUAUUCUUUGUAAUGAUUUUGCUGGAAAUCCUUCGCACAAGUAAGAAUACUUCAUUUCGUGGGGAAAUAGCAAUAAAAGAAAAGAAAAUGGAACAAAUUAAAACCUCAGUUGUUGCUUUUUUAAAAGCCACAACUAUAAACUUUUUCUCACCUUGUUGGUCACGGUGAAAAUGCACAUUAACACACGUGUAGAUGUGACAAUAGUAACACAUAGCAGUUCUAUGCAAGAGCACACCGACUCAGCAUUUUCCUUAAAAUCUGAAUGUUGCAAACACACCAGCUCCUGAGAGAAGAAGCCAGUUCAGUCAUUCCCUACAUGUCUGAAUUUCUCUCAGCCUGAGGAGUGAUGGGGCCAAUAAGCUCCACUCAACAGCAGGGUUUUCUGUGCGUUUUGUGUCUAAUUUUUGCAUCAUUCUUUCAAUUUUUUUGUAUGUCAAAAAAAAAAAAACCUGACCAACUGUGUGUGAUGAUGAGCACGAAGGCCAAUGGGACUGAUUGAGAACUGUUGCCCAGACUUUUGCAGCGCUCAGCCAACUUAAAAGUUGCUGUUUAUAAAUGGGAGUAUGUCAGUUCUUUUUUAUGUUUUUAUUUCAUAUUUUUGUGAUUUUCAGUUUGCUCCUUUGGUUGUCACAGUUGCCUUAUGGGUGAUGUGUUUUUUUUACUAACUUUCUUGUGAACUCAGCCAAAGAUGCAUCAGAAACCUUCCUGCCACUUGAAGCCUCACUACAUGACUUUGUGUUUUUAUUUCUGCCCAUUGUCAUUUGACUAGCUGAAAAAAUAAAACACUGAUGUGUUUUAUUAUGCUGCCCUCUUGUGGACAAAGACGGCUCCUUCUCCAAGAAUGCAGUUUCAAUUAGCACCAAGUUAUUCCCCCUCAGCUGGUUUUCACAAUCCAGAGCAAGGCUCUUUGUAUUGUUUUUCUGAAAAGUCAUGCACAAAAGCUUUUUUUUUUUUUUUUUUGGCUCACGAGCUGCAUUCACUACAAGUGGUGAUUUGGGGCCAUAGAAGCUUCUCCACUAUGAACCUUUUGUAAAACAAACAAAAAAACUGUUUAAUGCUUUAAAGUGGACAUGGUUAUCGAUCAUUUUACUUGUUAGUCACUUGUUAAGUUGAAGGAUCUUUAUGUGUGAGCAACAUAUUAACUGAAACCCUGCUGAUAAAGACCAUUUGAACCCAGUGCCUUUUGAUUACGUAACAACUUGUUUCAACAGAUGCUCCAUCAGAUGGGGGAAGCAGGUAUUGGUCAACGUUCUGGCUCCUAAAUUUGUCAACAACCUCACUCAUUCUGCUCCAUUCAAACUUGAGGUUUUUUUUUUUGCCUUAAACACUUUUAAUGACUUGUGGUUCAGUGUGUUAUUUAAGACAACUAAGACCAAGUUAUUUACAGCCAGUUAAAUAUACUUUAUUGACACCAAACUUGAUAAACAUUUCACUUAUAUCAUUACAAUAAUGUACAAUUUUGGUUAUAUAUUGAACAUGAAUACAGUAUUUCUCAAAUUCACUUGAAAACAUUCCACAUGUUAUGUCAUUACUCAGCAUAGAAAGGUUGCUUACAGUAAAUAGGUCCAGGAGUCCAGUGUUGCCAAAACUCAUUGGUUCAGAUGAUCUCUGUAAAAAAAGCAAAAACAAAGAAAGCUUUUAUUCUGUUGAUUUUCAAACGAUUUUGUUGAAAAAAAAAAUCACAAGCUUCAUUCCUUUUGACCGGAUGACAUGAAGAUGUGAAAACUGUUGCUUUUAUAACUAAUCCCACUAAGUCAGAUUGUAUUUUAACAGAGAUGCUUUGGUGUUUAUGAACUGAGCUGAUUUGCAAAAGUGCAUCACUGUGCACCAGAACUGAAUAAAUAUUUGCAAAAAUGUUUAAUCAAGGCGUCUCAUUAACACCAAUCAACUUUAAAAACAGUUUGUGAAGUUUAUGUAUGGUUCAGCUAGUAUCACUUUAGCAGAAAUGUUUGUUUUAAAGUUUAAAAGGAAGCUUUUUGUAAUGUGUAAAAAAAAGUAUAAACCAAAGAAAUCAGUACCGUAGCUUAAAUAUUUUGUCUCAAAGCUUCUUUUUUUUUCAUAUUUCAGAUUAUAGAUUUCAAAUUUGCUACAAACACACUCAUUUUACCCCAUUGGUGCUUGUUGUAUCAGGUUUCAUUGAUGUAGAAAAUAGGCUUUACCUCCCUAAUAGCUGAUACUGUGGCAGUUCAGCCUGAAUGUAUUUCCUGUUGGCAGAGCCGAGUCUCUCAUUGCAAUUACAGUAUGUAUUGAACUUACAUGAUUCAUGAAAGGCCUUUUAAUUUCUGAAUAUUGAGAGGAUUUUGUUAACUUAAUAAGUGCAUAUUGCACUUUAACUAACACUGUGGAAGACCAGGGACAAUAAACCACACACAGGUUUAAAGUAGUGAGAGCAACAUCAGCACUAAUUAACUUCAUUGUUUAAGUAAAUGUACAAGAAAAAAAAUGAAGUCCCAGAAAAAACAUGUCUUAUUAGAAUAAAAUGUGUUCCUUUAA
Austrofundulus limnaeus is the source of this 6330-nucleotide messenger RNA. RefSeq names its product solute carrier family 16 member 4 (gene slc16a4). Lineage: Eukaryota; Metazoa; Chordata; Actinopteri; Cyprinodontiformes; Rivulidae. Gene Ontology annotation, molecular function: monocarboxylic acid transmembrane transporter activity. Gene Ontology annotation, biological process: transmembrane transport; monocarboxylic acid transport. The record is from RefSeq and is a predicted model, not a curated record.